Nannospalax galili (Upper Galilee mountains blind mole rat) is the source of this 378-nucleotide messenger RNA. Its product is annotated as ferritin light chain 2-like. The record is from RefSeq and is a predicted model, not a curated record. Gene Ontology annotation, molecular function: ferric iron binding; ferrous iron binding. The transcript has 2 exons. Bases 1 to 378 code for a protein of 125 amino acids. Gene Ontology annotation, cellular component: cytoplasm. Gene Ontology annotation, biological process: iron ion transport; intracellular iron ion homeostasis. NCBI's taxonomy places the organism in Eukaryota, Metazoa, Chordata, Mammalia, Rodentia, Spalacidae.
AUGGAGGCUGCCAUCAUCUACCCAGUCAACUUGCACCUGCAGGCUGCCUACACCUAUCUCCCUGUGGGUUACUAUUUUGACAGGAAUGGUGUGGCUCUGGACAGUGUGGGCCACUUCUACAAACUGCCCGAAUUGGUCAAGGAGAUUCUCCAGGGCUCAAAGCGAGCUCCUCAAGUUUCAAAAUCAAAGCAGCCUCUCCUGUGCUCUUCCAGGAUAUAUGGAAGCCUUCUCCAAGAGAACCACUUCCUGGAUGACGAGGUGAAGUUCAUCAAGAAGAUGGGGGACCACAUGGCCAACUUCUGCAAACUGGUGGGGCCACAGCCAUUGCAGACUCACCUGCCACCACCACCGCUGGAUGAGUAUCUGUUCCAGGGAUGA